AUGGCUGUUGCAACCAAUUGCUCCGCGACCGAACGGGUUGAAACCACCAUGAAGCAUAGCCACCAGGGCGAGAUAAUGAAGCAAGAUGACACCAAUUCUAUCGAAGAUGGUGAGUUAUGGGCCUCAUCAGGUGUUUUGAACGUCGUCGUCUCGGGACUGGGACUCUUCAGUGAUGGCUAUAAUGCUCAGAUGAUCGGCUACAUGGAGCCUUUGUUCUCUGUCUUCAUUAGGUAUAAAAAUACCAUGUCCUCAAACAUCAAAACCAGACUAUCCAAUUCCUUUCUUAUUGGAGAGAUCUUUGGUAUGCUCUUCUUCGGUGCUUUAAUUGACCGAGUAGGAAGACGGACAGGAGUGGUGGCUACUACCUUGUUCUUGGUGCUUGGUAUCAUCUUGUCUGCUGCAGCACACGGUACCUCGGAGUUGGGAAUCUUUUGGAUGAUGAUUGUUGCUCGCGGUAUCGCUGGCUUCGGAGCUGGUGGCGAGUAUCCUGUCUGCGCAACCAGCGCAACUGAGGCGGCUGAUGAGACCGCCAAUCUUCGGAAGAAGAGAGGAUUUCUGGUCGCGUCAACCACAGAUUUUGCUGUGGAUAUGGGCUUCGUGGCCGCCGGUAUUGUGGCCCUCAUUGUUCUCGCUUGCUUCCACCAGGAUGUCAAAAGUGGGGUUUGGAGAGUCUGUUUUGGGCUUGGUUUUGUGAUCCCUGUUUUCAUGUGUUUCUUUCGGAUUCGCAUGAUCAAUUCGAAGCAAUAUCGCAAGCACGCUAUCAAGUCGCGAUACCCAUAUUGGCUUGUCCUUCGGAGGUAUUGGAAACCGAUACUGGGAACCUCUCUCGCUUGGUUCUGCUACGACUUUGUCACGUAUCCGUUUGGACUUUUCACUUCCACCAUCAUCUCUCAACUCAGCCCAAACAAUACAACAGUGGAAAAUAUUGGUUACGGAACGGUUGUUAAUUGCUUCUAUCUCCCAGGCUGCCUACUGGGAGGGCUCCUGAUGGAUAAAAUUGGAAGGAAGCAGAACAUGACUCUCGGCUUCGUGCUCUGGGGUAUAUGGGGCUUCAUAUUGGGCGGCGCUCUUCGCCCGAUACAGUCAGUAUUCCCGUUGUUCGUCGUUAUGUACGGCAUUUUCAACGCCCUGGGUGAGAUGGGCCCCGGUGUGUCGACCUUUCUGUGCGCCGCAGAGUCAUUCCCCACCCCUCUUCGUGGUCACUUCCUUGGUCUGGCCGCUGCAGUAGGAAAGGCGGGCGCAUCAAUCGGGACUGAAGUAUUUACGCCCAUUCAGGACUCGUUCUCAUCUACCGAAAAAGGUCAACAAGCCGUCUUCCUGAUAGGGUCGGCUUUCUGUAUGGUUGGCGCGUUGAUAGCGUGGUUCCUGAUCCCGGAUAUGUCGCGAGAGCUGGAAACCGAGGAUGCCAGGUUCAAGGCGUAUUUGGAAGAGAACGGGUACGACAUCAGCUCAUAUGGGGAGGCGCUCUGCGUGGAGCAAAAAAUAGAUAGUUAG
Messenger RNA from Aspergillus luchuensis, 1494 nucleotides. RefSeq lists its product as uncharacterized. Gene Ontology annotation, cellular component: plasma membrane. The transcript is spliced from 8 exons. Bases 1 to 1494 code for a protein of 497 amino acids. Gene Ontology annotation, molecular function: carboxylic acid transmembrane transporter activity. The record is from RefSeq and is a predicted model, not a curated record. Gene Ontology annotation, biological process: carboxylic acid transport; transmembrane transport. NCBI's taxonomy places the organism in Eukaryota, Fungi, Ascomycota, Eurotiomycetes, Eurotiales, Aspergillaceae.